AUGAAGAAGACUUCGAUUAUUGUUUAUAUUGUGCUGUUUGCAUUUUUGUCUGGUUUUGGGUUUUGUUUUUCCGGUGAUGGUUCCGGUGUCGGCGGCGGGUUAAGUUCUGGAAAGCUGACUGACGGUGAGGUGAUUUACAUACGUCAACGGCAGCUUUUGUCCUACCUGGAUGAGUUCGGCGACAGAGGCGAGAAUGUGAGCGUGGAUCCGACGCUUGUGUUUGAAAACCCUAGGCUGAGAAAUGCUUACAUUGCUUUACAAGCAUGGAAGCAGGCGAUACUCUCAGAUCCACAAAAUCUCACUUUGAAUUGGGUGGGUUCUAGUGUGUGCGACUACACGGGAGUGUUCUGUGCACCCGCACUGGAUAACAGUUCGGAGAGAACCGUUGCCGGAAUCGACCUUAACCACGGCGAUAUCGCCGGGUAUUUGCCGGAGGAGCUUGGGUUGCUCAAGGAUCUUGCAUUGUUUCAUAUUAAUUCGAAUCGGUUCUGUGGAACUGUUCCGAAGAAGUUUCGUCAGUUGAAGUUACUCUUCGAAUUGGAUCUCAGCAACAACAGGUUCGCCGGAAAAUUCCCUUACGUUGUUCUUAAAUUACCGGCAUUAAAGUUUUUGGAUCUCCGGUUUAAUGAGUUUGAAGGUAGUGUUCCUAAAGAAUUGUUCGAUAAAGACUUGGAUGCUAUAUUUAUUAAUCACAACCGGUUUGUGUUUGAAUUGCCGGAUAAUUUUGGCAAUUCGCCGGUGUCUGUGAUUGUUUUAGCGAACAAUAGGUUUCAUGGUUGUCUUCCGGCGAGCAUCGGGAACAUGUCGGAUACUUUGAAUGAGAUUAUCAUGAUGCACAAUGGAUUGAGGUCUUGUGUGCCGGAAGAAAUUGGGUUGUUGAAGGAGGUGACGGUGUUUGAUGUGAGCUUUAAUCAGUUAAUGGGGCCGUUGCCGGAGAGGCUUUCUGGUUUGGUGAGCGUGGAGCAGUUGAAUGUGGCAAAUAAUUUCCUUACUGGAAGUAUACCGAAGAGUAUUUGUAGUCUUCCGAGGUUGGAGAAUUUCACUUAUUCUGAUAAUUUCUUCACCGGUGAGCCGCCGGAGUGUUUGAGGGUGGAGGAGUUUGAUGAUCAGAGGAAUUGUUUGCCGGCGAGGCCGGCUCAAAGGUCUAAAAAGCAGUGUGAUAUGUUCGCGUCUAAGAAGAUUCAUUGUAGUGCAUUUAGGUGUACGCCAUUUGUUCCGGCGCUUCCACCGCCGCCUCCACCAUCACCUCCACCCCCAGUUUACUCCCCUCCACCUCCACCAUCACCUCCGCCCCCAGUAUACUCUCCUCCGCCGCCAGUUUACUCUCCUCCUCCACCGCCACCCUCACCUCCGCCCCCUGUUUACUCUCCUCCACCACCGCCACCAUCACCUCCACCGCCAUCACCCCCUCCCCCACCUCCACCAGUUUACUCACCUCCUCCACCGCCACCGUCACCUCCGCCACCAUCACCCCCUCCACCACCUCCACCAGUUUAUUCUCCUCCCCCACCGCCACCUUCACCACCACCACCAUCACCUCCUCCUCCACCACCACCAAUUUACUCUCCUCCGCCACCUCCACCAUCACCUCCGCCACCGGUUUACUCUCCUCCGCCACCUCCACCAUCACCCCCACCGCCAGUUUACUCUCCUCCCCCACCUCCACCGUCACCACCGGCACCAGUUUACUGUCCUCCACCACCUCCAACCUAUUGUGUACGAUCACCACCACCUCCUCCACCUCCAACUGCAUCCCCGCCUCCGCCUCCCUUGUUUUCCCCACCACCACCUGUUCCAUAUUACUACAGCUCACCUCCUCCGCCUCAUUCACCGCCCCCAUAUAUCUAUAGCUCACCGCCUCCACCACACUCUCCACCACCACCUCCACCUCACUCACCGCCUCCACCACCCCCAUCUUAUAUCUACUCAUCACCACCACCACCACCACCUGUAGCCCAUUCUCCACCUCCCCCAGUCCAUUCUCCGCCUCCCCCAGUCCAUUCUCCACCACCACCACCACCAUCACCACCUCCUCCACCUCCUUGUAUAGAACUCCCUCCACCUCCCUGUAUAGAACCACCACCACCACCAUCCCCAACCCCAUCACCUCCACCCCCACCACCACAUAAAUCACCACCACCACCAGCACCUGUUUACAGUUCUCCACCACCCCCAGUCCACCACCCAUCCCCACCUCCACCACCGAUUAUAUACAACAGCCCACCACCUCCAGCUCCUGCAUACGAGGGGCCAUUACCUCCGGUUAUUGGCGUUUCUUACGCCUCUCCUCCACCACCACCCUUCUAUUGA
Molecule: messenger RNA, 2310 nt
Organism: Lactuca virosa
Lineage: Eukaryota; Viridiplantae; Streptophyta; Magnoliopsida; Asterales; Asteraceae
Source: the annotation of a GenBank genome assembly